CAGUAGGACGAGCUGUGUGUUAAGGGAGAAAACGUGUGAACGUGCUGUAACGUUAGAUCUCGUGUUAUUGGAGUUAAACGUUGUAUAAAUUAAUUAAAUGCUGCAGCUAACCUGAUCGAUUAUACAGAUAUACAGAACAAACCGGAAGUCAGUCUCGGAGUGACGCUGGAAUAACCCGGAGGAAACCAUGAAGAAGAAACUUCAGCAGAGUGAAGAGGCGUCUCCGGGGCAACCGCCAGCUGACUAUGUGGUGGGUCAGGUGUCUGGAAGUUUGUCCCAGAAGAAGUCCGCAGCCUCCGGAUCACUGUCGGCUUUGUUCAGCACCGCUGCACCAGCUGCACCUCUUCUGUUUCAGCCUGCGCCCAAGCCUGUUAAGAAGAGCACAGAGCAGCAGACAGAAACUCCAGAGGUCAAAGGUCAACCCAGCCAGAAGAAGAAGAAGAAGGAGAAGCCGCUGAAGGAAAAAUCAGAAGCUCAACAGAAGCUGGAAAACAGGGAGAUCAGUUUACAGAACGCAGACGAGGCCGAGGGAGGGCAGCAGGCGCCUGGGCAGAGUAAGAAUAAGAAGAGGAAAGCUCCGGAGGCGGGCGGAGGGAACGAGCAGUGGGUGAUGAAGAGGCAAAGGAUGAGAGCCAGAAAAGAGGAGGAGGUGAUAAAGAGGAAGAGGACGGUGUUCGUGGGCAACCUGCCCGUCAGCUGCACCAGGAAGACGCUGCAGAGUCUCUUCAGGGAUAAAGGAUCCAUCGAGUCCAUCCGGUUUCGCUCUGUGGUCCGAGAGGAUCCCUCCAUGUCCCGCAAAGUAGCAGCGAUUCAACGCAAAGUGCAUCCCAAAAAGCAAAGCAUAAACGCCUACGUGGUGUUUAAGGACGAGGACGGCGUCUCGAAGGCGUUGGAGAGGAACGGCACGGAGAUCGAGAAAGACUUUCACAUCCGAGUGGACCGAGUGACGGACGACUCAGCACAUGAUCACAAACGCUCCGUGUUUGUGGGGAAUCUUUCGUUCGAGAUAAAUGAACUGGCUUUUCGGCGGCACUUUGAGGGGUGCGGUACAGUGGAGGCUGUACGACUGGUGCGAGACCAGAACUCUGGACUGGGGAAAGGAUUCGGCUACGUCCUGUUUGAGAGCACCGACUCGGUGCAGCUGGCGUUGGAACUGGACGGCACCAAACUGGAGGGCAGGUCCAUCCGGGUGAAGAGGUCGAUGAAGAAGGAGAAGCAGAAGAAUAAAGGUGACAGCAGAGGAACCACGGUGAGGGCCGGCAAGGGCCCUGUGAAGGGCCCAUGGCAGGAGAGAGGAGGCCAUCGGGGAGGUUUCAAGUCUCAAAAGAAUUUCCCGGGAAAGCAGCAGACGACAACUAAAAGCUCCGCCUCCUUCAAAGGAGAGAUGGUGGAUCCAAACAAAAAGAGUAAAAAGAAAGGACUGAAGAAGAAAGUGAAGCCAAAAAAGACUGUUCACAUCUGAUCUACACUUUACAGGGAUAAACUCUUUCUGACUGAACCCAGCAGUGAUCCAGCUUCUGCUGCUCUCAUCACAUUUUCAGGAAGAGCAAGAAGCAGCAGGUUCACAGAUGCCCCUUUUCCACCAACAUGGAGCGGUUCAGUUCUGGUCCUUGAACCUGAUUUUUAACCAUUCAGACCAAAAAUAAAUUGGUUCAGACCAGAAAAGCAAAAAAAAAGCAGGUUUUCCUUGACCUGAGGUGCAAACUGUGACGACAUCAGUGGGCGUGUCAGAUUCUACAGCAGCCCAGGGCACACCAAAGGGCAAUCCAAGAUCCAACUAGUUAUCUCCAAGUGCACGUCAGACACUGAGCGAGCCGCCUGUUAAUGACGCUGUGGGCUAAUGGGCAUGUAGCUAC
Epinephelus lanceolatus (giant grouper) is the source of this 1856-nucleotide messenger RNA. RefSeq names its product RNA binding motif protein 34 (gene rbm34). Gene Ontology annotation, biological process: maturation of LSU-rRNA from tricistronic rRNA transcript (SSU-rRNA, 5.8S rRNA, LSU-rRNA). Gene Ontology annotation, cellular component: nucleolus. Gene Ontology annotation, molecular function: rRNA binding. The record is from RefSeq and is a predicted model, not a curated record. Lineage: Eukaryota; Metazoa; Chordata; Actinopteri; Perciformes; Serranidae.